GUGCAACAACAAAUUAUGUACAUAAAUUCCGUUGCAAGCAAUAAGCUUUUCUUAUUAUAUACAAAUAAAAAUUAGGCAAAAAUGUGUUCAAUAAUUAGCAAUAAAAUUAAUAAAAACCCAGCUUGAGUACGCAUCUGGACGUAUGUUGUACCUAUUCGUUGAAUAUUUAUAUUGUAGUCUUCCUAUGUAAAGGUGCCUUCGAAAACACAAGCAGUGUGGAUCGUUCACUGUUAACAUUUAAACCCAUAAUGCUUUGAUGCGGUUUAAUAUUUAAAUUAUUUAUGAAUAAGGUGCUACCUCAAGUAUUUACAAUAUAUAAAUUAAUCUAUGAAUCUGUUACAAUAUCAUUUGCUCAUCGACAUGGAUACAAAUAUCUUCAAUUACUUCCUACAAGAUAUGGAAGAUUUAGAAUUGUUCGACGAAUUUUUGGAAAUGAAAUGGUUGCAACAUAUACCAAAGCAUGCGGAGCGUUAUGUUAUGAGAAAAAUCAAAAAACGCUUUAAUCCUUUAAUCGAUCUUCCUGAAGAGGAAUUUCAAGCUAAAUACCAUUUUACAAAGGACAAUAUGCGUAGAAUAAUUGAGAUGAUACGAGACGACUUAGAAAUUGAUAAUUAUUCUGAAACGCGAUCUAAUCAAGUGCCGGUGGAGUUGCAAAUUAUGGCAGCCAUACGUUAUUGGAGCUUGAGUGAGCAUCCGGAAAUUACUGCACUUGCGCAUGGUGUCAGUAAACGUAUACUUAAUAAAAUUAGUAGACGUGUUGCGAUUGCUUUAGCCUCAAAGGCUUCUCGGUACAUACGUAUGCCCGCCACACUUGCAGAAAAAGAAUUAAUCACAAGUGCUUUUCAUGAGCUGGCACAAAUGCCUCAAGUUAUUGGAGCUGUGACGCAUAGUAGUCUACGUUUUCAACGCAAUGAAGCUUAUGAAACAACACAUAACAAUAGUGAUCCAUCUGAAGGCCUUAUACAUAUCCAAAUUGUUUCCGAUACUUCCUUUAAAAUACGUGAUCUUGACUGCAAAAUGAUUGAUAGCAAUUACACGAAUAAUACUAAUGAGUUUUUCUCACAAACAAGAAUCAAAGAACGUUUCGAGCAAAAUGAAUUUCGUGGUCGUAUUCUAUUGGGAGAUAAUCGUUUGAUGUGCACUUCAUGCUUAUUCACACCUGUAGAAUUUCCAACCGUUCCAGAAGAACAAAGCUUUAAUCGUGCUCAUGCCAUUACCUAUGCUGUAGCCACUAAUUGCCUUAGCUUGUGGAAACGACGUUUCGGUGUGCUCGGCAGUGAAAUAUGCUCUUCCUACAAUACUGCUAAACAUUUAAUAAUAGCUUUAGCGCUUUUACAUAACAUGGCAAUUGAUUGGAACGACAAUAGUUUUGAACACAUGUUCAAUGGUUACUGUAAUGGCGAUUAUUCGGUUAGUAGCUCUCCGCUAAGUAUAACUUCUUCUAGAAGUGAAGACCUGCAAACGCGUCAGGAAUUUAUCAAAAAUAACUUUUAAAAUCAAAAUUUUAUACAAUUAUUUUUUUUAUUAUUAUCCCUAAAAAUAUCUAGAAAAUUAGUUGAUAAAGUAUUAAGAAACAUAUUAUGUUAUAUAUACAUAUAUAUAUAUAUAUAUGUAU
Molecule: messenger RNA, 1615 nt
Organism: Teleopsis dalmanni
Lineage: Eukaryota; Metazoa; Arthropoda; Insecta; Diptera; Diopsidae
Product: putative nuclease HARBI1
Exons: 4
Coding region: 328-1494 (388 amino acids)
Source: RefSeq, a predicted model, not a curated record